Molecule: messenger RNA, 2529 nt
Organism: Amphimedon queenslandica
Lineage: Eukaryota; Metazoa; Porifera; Demospongiae; Haplosclerida; Niphatidae
Product: ankyrin-3-like
Exons: 2
Coding region: 1-2529 (842 amino acids)
Molecular function (GO): protein binding
Source: RefSeq, a predicted model, not a curated record
AUGAAGGAUUACAAGUGUAGUCUGAGCCUAACAGAUAACAAAGGUUGGAAUGUUAUUCAUUUUUCAUCAGUAAAAGGUCACACUCACUUUAUCAAGCAUAUCACCAGUCAGUAUCUUCAAUAUAUUAGUUUACUACACUCUACUGACAAUGAGGGUAGGAUACCAUUGCAUUUAGCCUGUGAGAGUGGUAAUAUUCAAUUGGUCACAUUUCUAAUAAAUGAUAUGGAAUGUGAUGUCAAUGCUAAGAAUACACGUGACAGUUCAAGUAUCAGCUUUGCAUGUUGCUCAGGCAAUCUUGAUCUAGUACAAUUAUUAAUACAACAGUAUAAGCUUGAGCCUUUAGCUACUAAUAAAUAUGGUUUCACAGCAUUACAUGCAGCAGCUCAAGCUGGUCAUACUCAUGUACUGAAAUGGUACAGUCAGGAGUAUAGUGUGAAUAUUACUAAUCACACUAGCAAUAACAAGUACACACUGGCUCAUUCAGCUGCUUAUUUCGGUGAGCUACAUUGUCUACAGGAACUGAUCAACAAGUAUCAGUGUGAUGUUAAUGCCACCACUACUGAUACUGGUAGUACAGUUCUUCAUGAAGCAUGUGAAGGAGGUCAUGUUCCUGUUGUACUUUAUCUCACUAGUCUUCCUCAGUGCAAUCUUGAUCUGGUACAAUUACUAGUACAACAGUAUAAGCUUGAGCCUUUAGCUACUGAUAGAUAUGGUUUAACAGCAUUACAUGGAGCAGCACAGGCUGGUCAUACUCAUAUACUGGAAUGGUACAGUCAGGAGUAUAGUGUGGAUAUUACUAAUCACACUAGCAAUAACAAGUACACACUAGCUCAUUCAGCUGCUUAUGGAGGUAAGCUACAUUGUCUACAGGAACUGAUCAACAAGUAUCAGUGUGAUGUUAAUGCCACUACUACUGAUACAGGUAGUACAGUUCUUCAUGAAGCAUGUGAAGGAGGUCAUGUUCCUGUUGUACUUUAUCUCACUAGUCUCCCUCAGUGUAAUGUAGCAGCUAAGACUUCUAAUGGAUCAACAGUUCUUCACAUUACCUGUGAGCACAGUGACUCUCUUCCUAUACUCAAACAUCUGGUAGAGAAUUAUCAGUUAGAUCUGUGUGCUGUGAAUGAUGGGGGAAUGGCUCCUAUUCACUUAGCAUGUUCAGAAGGAAGACAGGAUUUGGUCCAGUACAUUACAGAACACUUACCGUCAUCACUUGAACUACCUGUCACAGGAUCUGGUCACACUCCAUUCCUUAUUGCAGUGUACUUCAAUCAGUUAGAAGUUAUGAAAUAUCUUAUUAGUAAUAAGUGUAAUCUAUCAGCUACUGAUGAUGAAGGGUCUGGAGCAGUUCACAUAUCAGUAGAGAGGGGUCACUUGAAUGUAUUGAAGUAUCUCAUUGAUAAUAAUUAUUGUAAUCCUAAUGCAACCAAUCAUCAAGACCGUACGCCACUACAUGUUGCUGUAGCAGCUGAACAGUUUCAAAUUUUGGAAUGUUUUUUAGAAAUUAGACCAAGCUUACCUAAUAGUGCACAAGAUAAAAAUGGUAACACACCAUUGCACUUUGCUUGUAUGAGAGGACAACAGAAGAUGGUAUCACUUCUAACCAGCUCUACUGAUAUCAGUAUAUUAAUUACUAACAAGAAAGGACAGACACCAUUACACUUAGCUGCUGCCUCUGGUCAUAAGGAUACCGCUGAAGCUUUACUGUUCUCAGUCACUGGUAGUUCUACUCAUCGUGAUCUCCUUACAGCUACUGAUAAUGAAGGAUCCACUGUAUUACAUACAGCUUGCAGUAAUGGCCAUAUUGACACAUUUCUUCACUUCUGUAGUAUUUAUCCUGAUGGUAUUAAUGCUGUGGAUAAUAGAAAGCGCACUAUACUUCAUGCAGCAUGUGAGGGUGGGAAUAUGGAAAUAGUACAACUUGUAAUUGACAACUGUGGACUAGACCCUGUAGCAAAAGAUAAGGAUGGCAUUACUUGCAUGCACAUAUUGGCAGAAAGAGGCAAUAUUACAAUAUUUCAGUAUAUAAAAGAUCAAGUAGGUUCUAACUACAUCCCUUGUGAUGAUAAUGGUCGUACUCCUCUUCAUUAUGCAUGUCUCUUCAAUCGUAAUGAGAUGACACUGUAUCUCAUUAAUAGUUGUCAUUAUAAUCCUGAUGAUCCUGAUAAUAAUGGAUACACUUCAGUUCAUGCAGCAUGUGAAGCUGGUAACUUUGACUUAAUUCUACAAUUUCUCACGGAGCUUUGCUGUAAUGCACUAGCUGAAACUCAUGACACGAAAACUCUUCUUUAUUUUGCUAGUAAGAGCUCUAAUUUAGAGCUUGUUCGAUUUUUAGUUAAUGUAUUUGAUUUAAAACCUCGUCCACACGAUAUUAAAAUUGCUCAAUCAGUUAAUCCUGAUUCCUCAGUAGUUAAAUAUCUUCAAGAGAUCCAUUAUGAUUUAUUUUAUACAGAAGAAGGCAUAGUGAGAGGAUAUCAUGAAAAACUUGAAGGACAACAGGUUGACCUACCAGGACAAGAUAUUGUAUCUUAA